This is a messenger RNA of Pseudomassariella vexata, 1808 nucleotides long. Its product is annotated as aminotransferase. The transcript is spliced from 3 exons. Gene Ontology annotation, biological process: biosynthetic process. Gene Ontology annotation, molecular function: transferase activity; pyridoxal phosphate binding. Bases 81 to 1469 code for a protein of 462 amino acids. The record is from RefSeq and is a predicted model, not a curated record. NCBI's taxonomy places the organism in Eukaryota, Fungi, Ascomycota, Sordariomycetes, Amphisphaeriales, Pseudomassariaceae.
CUCACGACAAGACCCCUGCACCGCUACGAAUUGACUGUCAGUCACGUCACCUGUUGUAGCCGAGGCUCCUACUGAGAAGCAUGUCGACGAAUAAUAGCUCGAAGCAAACCCCGACGUCGUUGAGCAAAGCCUUUGAGGAUGCAUUGGAGAACAGGAGUGCACGGCAGCUCAGGCGGAAACUGACCAUAUCCCCGCCUAACUCGCAUGACUUCUCUUCUAACGACUUUCUGUCACUCUCGCGCUCUCCCGCCUUCCGCGCGCGCUUCCUCGCACACCUACAGCACGAUCAGCAAACCGCCCCUGCCGAUGAACACCAGCUGCAACAGUACCACCACCCACAACACCCACAGGGCUUGGCGAGCGGCGGCUCGCGCCUCCUGGACGGCAACUCGGCCUUCGCCGAGGACCUGGAGAGGACCAUUGCCUCGUUUCACAGGGCCGAGAGCGCACUGCUCUUUAACUCGGGGUACGACGCCAACGUGGGCCUGCUGUCGUGCGUGCCGCAGCUGGGUGACGCCAUUGUCUACGACGCUCUCGCACACGCCAGUAUCCAUGACGGCAUGAGGUUGUCACGGGCGUCGGCAUCUGCCUGCCUGCCGUUUCCGCACAACGCACCCGAGGGGCUGAGGGGGGUGCUCAAGGAACUGGUGAGCAGAUGGGAUCGCGAGCGUAGGGCAAAGAGCAAUGUCGGGGGCAAGGGCAGCAGCCGCAAUAUAUUUGUUGUCGUCGAGUCCGUGUAUAGCAUGGACGGUGACGUUGCGCCCGUGGAUAGGUUCUGUGACGUCAUUGACGAGGUGUUGCCUCACGGGAACGGUUACCUGAUCAUCGACGAGGCGCAUGCCACGGGCAUCUUUGGACCCAGGGGCGCCGGCGUUGUGCAGAAGCUGGGCCAGCAGCAAAGGGUCUUCAUACGCGUUCACACCUUUGGCAAGGCCCUUGCUUCUCAUGGAGCCGCCGUUCUCUGUUCCUCCCAGACGCGUGAUUAUCUCAUCAACUAUGCCAGGAGCCUGAUAUACACCACGGCUCUACCCUUCCCCGCCUUAGCGUCCAUCCGCACUGCAUAUGAAUUUCUAGACUCGGACGAGUGUGAUGAGCUCCGUUCGAAACUUCACAGGUUGAUUGCAUAUUGCCACAACUCGCUUAUGAGCAUUGAAAACAGCGAUGGUUUGAGCUCGCGAAAGUUGUGUCUCCCAAGAGGUUCUGGAAACCUGCUCAGGGUCGUUACUAUCAAGCACGAGCCUUCUUCUCCCAUCUUCUCCGUCCUGACACCCUUCGCGUUGGAUCUUGCGGCAACAUGUCGAGGGAGAGGCUUUGUAGUCAGUGCCGUGAGGCCGCCCACCGUUCCGGCUGGGACCGAGAGGGUAAGGGUUUGUCUUCACUCGGGUAAUACCGUCGAGGCCAUCGAUCAAUUCACUGCCGUGGUGAGAUCCUGGGUUCGUGGAACGGAUCGGUUUGUUGCGACUCUAUAGUCAUAGAUUCACAGACCCACAUACGAGUGGGUAAAAAGUCGUAAAUCGUUAUUGGCUGGCUUUCUAUCCCUCAUAAUGAAGGCAAGGAUCAAUACAGGGGGUCCUCAGCUGCCAAGUAAAGGUAGUGAUUCUAGCCAGGUGGGAAACCGUAGCCGUCAUGCUAUGGGAUCUACCGGCUCCUUACUGCUGGUGGCUAGUUUGUGUAGUUCCUUUUGCCCGACCUACACGUACACCUCAUCGUUCGACCUCCCCGGGAUAAGUCCCCGCAAAGUGGAUAUGUCCGUUCCCAACGGCGAAACGGGCCAGUGGAUCACUUGCCGUGAAACAUAAAAAGCUCUU